Molecule: messenger RNA, 881 nt
Organism: Salvia hispanica
Lineage: Eukaryota; Viridiplantae; Streptophyta; Magnoliopsida; Lamiales; Lamiaceae
Product: LIM domain-containing protein WLIM1
Source: RefSeq, a predicted model, not a curated record
AUUAUUCAUUCAUCACAAAAAUCCCUUUUAUCUCCUCACAUUCACUCCCAUCUUCCCUACUCUUCAAACCAAAAAACACACACAACACACACUAAUCCAUUUGUAGAAGAAACCAUGGCAUUUGCAGGCACUACCCAGAAAUGCAUGGCAUGUGAGAAGACUGUAUAUCUUGUAGACAAGCUCACUGCAGACAACAGAAUCUUCCACAAGGCUUGCUUUAGAUGCCACCACUGCAAAGGCACUCUCAAGCUAGGGAACUACAACUCCUUUGAGGGAGUUCUCUACUGCAGGCCUCACUUUGAUCAGCUCUUCAAGAGAACUGGCAGCCUCGACAAAAGCUUCGAAGGCACACCUAAAGUUGUGAAGCCGGAGAAGCCUUCGGAUUUUGAGAAACCAAAUGCUGCAAAAGUUUCAAGCAUGUUUGCUGGGACAAGGGAUAAAUGCUUGGCCUGCAAGAACACCGUCUACCCGACUGAGAAGGUGUCGGUGAAUGGGACGUCGUACCACAAGAGUUGCUUCAAGUGCACCCACGGGGGUUGCACAAUUAGCCCCUCGAACUACAUAGCUCAUGAGGGGCGGCUCUACUGCAAGCACCACCACAUCCAACUCAUCAAAGAGAAGGGCAACUUGAGCCAGUUGGAAGGUGAGAAGAACACAAGUGGUGUAGUGUAGAUCAUGAUCCAUCUCAUGUGAUAGUGUUUGAAUUGAGACCACAUUGAUUUUAUAUGUGUUUGUGUGUCUUGUGUUUUUGGUUGUGUUUGAGAAUGAAAUGGAGAUUGGGAAAGCAGUGGGAACUUUGAGAGUGAGGCAUUUUGUGUGUAUGAUGGAUGUUACAUAAAGCUUGGAUGUUGGAAAUAAAAUUACUACAUAAGUAAGCUUUA